Messenger RNA from Solanum verrucosum, 965 nucleotides. RefSeq lists its product as uncharacterized. The transcript has 7 exons. Bases 53 to 961 code for a protein of 302 amino acids. Lineage: Eukaryota; Viridiplantae; Streptophyta; Magnoliopsida; Solanales; Solanaceae. The record is from RefSeq and is a predicted model, not a curated record.
GGUAUUUGAAUACAAGCAAAAUUUGAGAAAUUUUUGUUGACUGAAAGAAGUAAUGGGGAAAUUUGAUAAGAUUGCAUUGUUGUUGUCUUUGAUAGUGAUAACAAUAUGGUUUCCAAUUGUUGUUGAAUGCGCAAAGAAAGCAGUAGGAGUGGCGAGAAAAGAAGACAUUCCGUAUAUAAGAUGUCAGGUGUGUGAAAAGCUGGCGUAUCAGCUAUACCAUCAUGUUCAGAACAAACAAGCUGAGAUCUCUCCAAAGAAGAUCUCAGAGUAUCAGAUAAUAGAGAUUUCAGAGAAUGUAUGCAAUUUAAAGAAGCAGGAAGCUGAUUGGAUUCUUAAAAUUGACAUAGUUGAACAAGGUGAUAGGUUGGAGCUGAUUGAACAAGACUCUGAAGGACAAUGUAAUUCAGAAUGCAAAACAAUAGAGCGUGCUUGUCAAGAUGUGAUGGACUAUUUUGAUACAGAUGUGGCAGAAUAUUUAUAUAAAACCAAACCAGAUCUUGAUUCCUUGAAAAGUUUCCUUUGCAAGGAUUUGACCAAAGUUUGUAGCAAGGCACCACCUCCAGUUCCUAAGAAUAGAGUCCCAGGAGAACCUUUUGUUGCUAAGUCCUCAAAAGAGGCUGAAAUGGAAAAGCUAAUGCGAUCCAUGCAGGGUAUGCCUGGAGCCCCAGGUAUGCAAAUGUAUUCUAGGGAAGAUUUAAUGAACCAAAAGUUUGGUGAUGAAGAUGCUGAUGAUGACGACGAUGAUGAUGAAGGAGGCUUCCCGUCAAAACUGGGGAAGGUUAUUAUAGAAAAAGAAAGUAAGAAGAAUGAUUGGAAGCAACGGAUCACAAAAGGAAUUCAGGAUACAAGUGAAACUCUGAAGAAUCACGCUAACAGAGUAUCCCACAGGAUGAGAAAGUGGUGGGGAACGAAGAAAGCACAAUGGAAGAAGAGUUCCAAAACCGGUAAGGGAGAGCUAUAAUGAC